This is a messenger RNA of Mytilus trossulus (common blue mussel), 1183 nucleotides long. RefSeq names its product peroxidasin homolog. The coding region runs from base 455 to 1183 and encodes 242 amino acids. Lineage: Eukaryota; Metazoa; Mollusca; Bivalvia; Mytilida; Mytilidae. The record is from RefSeq and is a predicted model, not a curated record. The transcript is spliced from 4 exons.
UUCUUUGACUACUGACUGUUCAUUUCAAACAUCUGAAUGGAAUCCCGUUCGUGAAAUAUAGUGGCAGUUCAAUAAUAGUGGAGUGAUAACAGAGAUUGUAAAAGAAACCAAGGGAAUAUCCGGAAGUUCAAUAGAAACACCAUCUCUCACAAUUCUCAAUGCUACAGCAUCUGAAUCGGGAACAUACAUCUGUUACGUGAAAAAUGAUAUUGGAACAGGACAAAGUACACCAAUAUAUGUUACAAUAACUGGAGAUGUGCCGACGGUGUUCGUUGGAGGUAAAAAUUAUUUCAUAGGGUACGGCGAAGAAAUUGUAUUAUACUGUAACAUAUCGUCUGACCCCCCUGCUAACAAUGUGUAUUGGGAGAAAGUAGCCUAUUGAAGUAAACACAUACUGAAUAAUUGGACAGUUGGUAUUCAAGGCGUUUCUGUAGAUACACCAUCGCUAACUAUAAUGGAAAGUACUACUGCAGAUAUAGGAACGUACAGAUGUGUAGCAAUAAACGAUAUCGGAACAGGAUUUAGCGAUUUCAUAAAGUUGGACGUAAUUGGAGAGCUUCCAACUGUCACGAUCGCAGAUGAUUUACCAGAAAUAAAGUAUGGAGAAAAGGUGCGGAUAUUUUGUGCGAUUAGCUGCAAUCCACCUCCAACCAAAGUUUACUGGGAAAAAAUAUAUAAUGGUAUAUCCAAGGUGAUAAGUAAUGGGACAUUAGGUACAGAAGGAAUUACGGUUGACAAUCCAUCGAUGACUUUGCUACAUGCAACAGAUUCGGACUCAGGACUUUAUAAAUGUUUUGCUGUCAAUGUUUUUGGAAUGGGGUACAGUUCAUCAACUAAACUUACUGUCAUAGGAGGUCUCCCAGAGGUGGUUGUACCAUCCAUAACGCACCUAGCAGGCAUUGGUUAUACGAUAGCUCUAACAUGUGUCAUUACAAAUGCCUUUCCUGUAGUAUCUAAGGUGUACUGGCAAAGAUAUAUAAAUGGACAUACAACAAUGAUUUCAUCAGAUUCCCUUGGAUAUCUAGGAGUCACCGUUGAAAAUCCCUCGUUAAUAAUUGAGUCAGCGAAGAUAUCAUUAACUGGAGAAUACACUUGUUUUGCUGUUAAUUAUGUGGGCACUGGCAGUAGCCUUCCAGUACAGUUAACAGGUAAUAUAGAACAUGAAGGUGUUUAUUAUUACUAA